Molecule: messenger RNA, 5939 nt
Organism: Salarias fasciatus (jewelled blenny)
Lineage: Eukaryota; Metazoa; Chordata; Actinopteri; Blenniiformes; Blenniidae
Gene: rp1
Product: oxygen-regulated protein 1
Exons: 5
Coding region: 1-5928 (1975 amino acids)
Biological process (GO): photoreceptor cell development; intracellular signal transduction; axoneme assembly
Cellular component (GO): axoneme
Source: RefSeq, a predicted model, not a curated record
AUGAGCAGCACGCCCGUCCAGGAGCCUCCGGGCCAGGGACCCCCGAUACAGGGCCCCCACGUCCAGGGACCAAUGUCCGACAGCGGCCAGACGUUACCCUCCAAACCGCUGCAGCAUGUCUCAGACGCCUCGGCCUCGAAACGCGUUUGCUUCUACAAGUCGGGCGACUAUAAAUUCAGCGGGCACCGCAUGGUGGUCAACGGCCGCAUCUUCAAGACGUUCGAUGCUCUGCUGGACGCUCUCUCCAAGAAAGUGCCUCUGCCGUUCGGGGUGAGGACCAUCACCACACCCAGAGGGACUCACCUCAUCAAGGCUCUGGACGAGCUGCACGACGGCGGCGCGUACGUGUGCUCGGACCAGAAGAGGGUGAAGCCUCUGAACCUGGACGAAGUGACCCGCAGACAGGUGCCCUGGAACACCACCAGACCCCUCAGCGUGGGCCAGCGGGCACGUCUGGGAAUCAGACCGGGUCCGUUCGGCCAGAGGAGCGAGGCCACGGGCAGACCGGCCAAGAUGGCGGAGCGGGUGGCGGUGCGCACCCCCAAGAGACUGACGGUCAUCAAGAACAAGGACCCCACUGUGAAGCGCACCAUCGUGCUGCAGAGGAGAACGGCGCCCACGUUUGACGCUCUGCUGGACUACCUUUCCCAGAUUCUGCAGUUCCCGGUGCUCAGACUCUACGCCACCGACGGGAGAAGGGUGGACGGGCUCGCCACUCUGAUCCUCUGCUCUGGUGUUGUGGUGGCGGCGGGCAACGAGCCAUUCAGAUUAGGGAGCUUCAGCUUCCACAUGCUGGGACAGAUGGCUCAGACUUCCUACAUGGACGCCGUGGAAGCGUCCGCAUUCCAGCCCAGACUUCAGAAGAACAAACCUUUCUCCAGUGGAAGAGGCUCCAGGAACUUCUCCUUGUCUUCAGAGAGAUACAUCAUCAACCAGAUAAACAAAUGUCAGAGCGGCAGCAUGAACGGUGGCCUGAAUCAUCACAACGAGUCCUUUGAGACAGAAGUCAAGCACACAUCCAUCAACUCGUAUGGAGCCGGGAGGAUGGACAGCGGACGUCCCGCCUGCACCGUACCUCAGGAGGACGACAUCGAGAAGUCAUUCCGUAUCAACCAGGACGGCAGCAUGACAGUGGAGAUGAAGGUUCAUCUGACCAUCAAGGAGGAGGAGAUGCUUCACUGGACGACCACUCUGAGCCGCUCCACCGUCACUAAGAGGACAGUUUGUGCUUCCGUCUCCGAGUCUGGGAACAGCUCGCCUGACUCCAACAAUGCACUCGCCAAAAACUCCUCCAGCCUGAGUGACGGCGAAACCAAAGAAGACAACUUCAGUGCUGCAGCAAGAAAGGGUGUUGGCUUCAAUGAUGAGCAACUGCAUGAAGGCUACUCUUCAACAGCUUUGGGAAAAGCAAAACCCAGCUUCAGUCGAACCCCGACACCGGGCCCCCGCAAGGUGAACAAGAAGACCUCGGUUGAGAGUGUGAAGAUGCUGACGGAGUCAGGCCUUCAGGAGAGCACUCUGGGACACUACUCCUACACGGAGAGGACCGCUGAUGGAGAGAUGACGGAGGGAUACUGCGUCGUGAGGCACAGCAGCAGCAGCAGCUGUCGACCCAUCCCAAAACCUCGGAAGACAGCCUCUGCGGAGAGAAGCAGCAAACACUCCAACUCCUCGGUCAGGUCUGCAGGAAAGGCAGAGGUCCUUCAGAUUCAGAAUAAUGGAAUAGAGGUUACAGAGACUGUCAUGCACAUUUAUGAGACACAGGGUUGCUAUGACAACUAUUUUGCAAAUGAGGAAUAUAGUGUAGAUAGUGUUCCCAUACAUGGCUCAACUCCUGCUCCAGGAAGCAAACAGUCGACCGACUCAAGGCCUCAUUCACUGAGCAAUGACUGUGAUAUCGACUGCAGCUGGCAGCCACCUCCUGACGACUCACUGCAACGGCAGAAAGAAGAGAUGUUAUCACUGUCUUCAGAUCCUCUACCUCUGACAGCUGAGAUCACAAACAGCCUGUCUGCAAACUCACACAUCCAAGAUGUUGGAGAAAGAGAGCAUAUUCCAAAACAUACAAAGAAAAAGCAGACUAGGUCUGUAAGGAACCACAAGAGUUCAACUUCAACAAGCAGCUCAGAUGUACUGUCGAGGGCAAGCAAAAUCAGCCCUUCAAAAAACAGCAAACAUUCGUCAACUGAAAAGCUCAGCAGUGAUGCCAGCGUGAGAAAAAAGAGCUUGAACUCAUCAGAAAGUACAAAAAGUGGUCAACUGGGUAAAAGAGGGGAGAAAAAAUUAGAGAAGCCCCAAUCACAGAAAUCACUUCAACAAGAGAAGAUUCUCAGGAAAGACUCAGCCUUAUCAGUUGGUGCUGCAAAUGUACAACAAACUCCAAAAACACAAAACAUGAAUAAAACAUUUACUCGGGACAAUAGCCCUAAUGUGAAUGCUCCAUCUGGAAGGACUCCAAUGAAAAAGAACAUGUCAGAUAUUUUACAGGCUAAAAAAUCGACCUUGUUGGGUAAAAGGACAACAAGCAAGCCGAAAUCCAUGAGCGAAAAUAGAGUUUCAUCACUUGAAAAUCCCUUCCAGCUGAGUGAGAGCAUCUCGAUGCCUUCACUCAACCCCUCGUCUGCUGAAAUCCACCAGUACGUGGAGAACUGGCUGGAGAACGUCAGCCCAGAGCCGGUGCCAUAUGCAGAGGAAGCGUUCACUGAUGAAACACAACCUCAGGCUCCGGUUGUCUUCCAGAUUGGUGCUGAUUCUGAAUCGGAGGAGAAAAGUGAAAGUCAGAGUCAUUUAGAAGUAAGCCAACCACCACUCAGUGAGACUAUGAAGAAAUCAAUGUCGUGUCUGUCAGUUCCUUCUUACCAUGACGGGCCGAGCUCACCUCGUUUGCACGGCGAGGCUCGAGGUUUUCAAUGUGUUUCAAUGCCGAGUGUGAGAGUUGAUUCUGAGCACACUGAGGGUAAGCUGAGGUUGCACAAAUCCGCCGAGGCCAUUGGUCCAGAAGACGACACAGUGGCGUCGUCCCAUCGGUUGUCUUCACAUGGGACGAAGGCGAAGCUGAAACCUGUCCUGAAGCAACUCUGUUCCUCCAUCCAGUGCAUCAGAAGAGCGUCUGACGUCAGCACAUCUAACCUGGAGAAGUCCAGCAGCGUGCCCGACUUCCCAACACAAGUAGCUUCUGUAUUUGGCUCGUCAUGCAAAGCGUUCUUGUCCUUCUUGUCGGUCAUGUCUCUGAAAGAUAGCUUAAAAGACUCGUCUGUUCCAGAUGCCAACCCUCCGAGAACGAGUUCCGAGGCCAUGCUAAUGAUGGAGUCCCUCCAGAAGAUAUCUGCCAUCGAGGACCAGGACGAGCAGAGAGCCAGUCUGAAUGAUCUGCGAAGCAGAGCGUCCUCUCAGUUCAGAGAGCGCUGGAGGGACUUCCUGAUUCUGAGGGAGAGGCUUGAGAGUGAGCCGCUUUCACCAAAGGUCUCAGAAACUGAGUUUGCUCUAGAUGUCGUGUCCGAUGGGGAAGAAGUUUUCGAGGAUCAACAUUUGCAGAUUGGUGAGCUUAUGGAGGAGCUCGACAUGCCACAAGAUCUGAGAGCAGAGAUCACUUCUACAAUCCAGCAGACUAAAAGCUUCUACCCAGCAGAGGAAAGCACUUUUCUGGAAACAGACAGAAACCUGUCAGACUCAGAGGAAGGCGUGGAGCACUUUCUCAAAAACUGUGCAGCUGAUUCUCAACAAUCGCCAGAGACUACUACCUCCAUAGGACAAGGGAUGACUGAAACAAUACAUGUUGAUGACGAUGGAACGACGGAUCAGUUCCCAGGAGAGUCGAAUCAAGAACCUGGUGAACCCCAGGAGGCGCAGAACAUCAAAGAAAGUCAAGAAGUCGAGGAGACAGAGGAAGACUUCAGGAAAUAUUUGGACACAACGGAGGGAGGGAAAGAAGAGGAAGAUGAAGAGAUGGAGGAGGCAUAUGUUCAGAAUGAGGAACAGCAUACAGACAAAGAAAGUGGGGAGGAAUCUGUUGAGAAAGAAGAGGAGGUGACAGGUGAUGAAGAACAGGAGGAGGAAGAUGGAAAGAAAGACUGGGUUGAGGAGAGGGAGGGAGAAACAGGAGGGAGUUAUCAUGUUGAAGAUACUGAUGAGAGAGAGGGAGCUGAGGAGUCUGAGGAGGAGGAGGAGGAGGAGGAGCACAAAGGGAAAAAUGAGCAAGCAGGUGAGGCCGAGGAGGAGGAGCAGGAGGAGGAGGAGGAGGCUGCCGGAGAGACAGAUGAAGAAAAACAAGAGGUAAUGGAAGAGGCAGAUGAGGAAGAGGAAGUUAUUGAAGAAGUAGCUGAGGAAGAGGAGGAGGAGGAGGAAGAGGAGGAGGCUGCCGGAGAGACAGAUGAAGGAAAACAAGAGGUAAUGGAAGAGGCAGAUGAAGAAGAGGAAGUUAUUGAAGAAGUAGCUGAGGAAGAGGAAGAGGAGGAGGAGGAGGAGGAGGCUGCUGGAGAGACAGAUGAAGGAAAAGAGGUAAUGGAAGAGGCAGAUGAAGAAGAGGAAGUUAUUGAAGAAGUAGCUGAGGAAGAGGAGGAGGAGGAGGAGGUUACUGAGGAGGCAGAUGAAAAACAACAGGUAAUUGAAGAGGCUGAUGAGGAAGUUAUUGAAGAGUUAGCUGAGGAGGAGGAGGAGGAGGAGGAGGAGGAGGGUAUUGUGAAUGGAGCAGAAGAAGACAAGGAACAAGAUGAUGAAGGUCAAGAACAAAAGGAAAAAGGUGACGGGACGGACUCGCUGGACGAUGCUGGAACAGAUGUUGGAGGAGGGCAGCGUGACGAACGCAGCAACACUUCAGAACACCCGGUGGAAAUAUCACAGGAGCUGCUGGACUUCAUCAACUAUGCCCUCAAGUCUUCAUCACUUAUAUUCACCUAUGACCCUCAGGGAAGUCUCCGGAUUGAGCCUGAUCACGCCCGAAUUGUAAAUACAAAACAAAUAGUGAUUCCUAACAGCAGGAAGGACAGUUUGUAUGGAUCGAAAUGUCUUCCAAGUCCCAACACAUCAGAUUUAUCUGACUACAGGCCAGAAACAUCAGAGAGUGGUGGAUAUAAAACCCAGGAGUCUGUGGACAUUGUGUCAGACAGCGGAGAGGAGGGUUCAGCAAAGUCUCCAUCAAACAGGACUGAAGAAACACAGGAGGAGCAGCUCAAAUCCAAUCUGCUCAUUCCAUGUCAAGCAGAAGCCUUGGAUGGGACAUUAAAGCAUGGCGGGAGCUUCUCUUCCUCUGACUCAGGAAACAAAACCUCAAAAGAUAAUCUGUCUUAUUGUAGUGCUGCAAGCUCACCAAGAGCCGACGCUGUGACUCCAUCAAUGUCAGAGAAGGACUCACCUGAGGGGGUUCUGAUCGACCAGGGGAGAUGGCUGCUGAAGGAGAACCAUCUCAUCAGGAAGUCCCCGCCAGUCUCUGAGGGGAUGUACCAGAACCUGGACAGCACGUCGGUGGACUCCAAUCCAGCCGACAGCAUGGAGGCUUCCCCUCAUCACUGCAAGGUGCAGCAGAACCCUCUGUUGGCCAUCUCCUCCUCUGAGCUGGAGGACAUGGCCAGGCCUUCAACUCCAAAGUGUACCUACUACAACAUGCUUCACGGGAGUGACUCAGACCCCUUCUUGGAUGACUCCAGCGUCAAAAGUGGCCAAAAGGACCCGAGCAGUGUCAAAGGAAGAGGCUUCAGGGUUUCCCCUGUGGUCGACACCUCCAGAACCUGGGCCAACAAAAACGGCAGCCUGUCUUCAUUCGCUUCAGUGGAGUUUAAACUCCCGGACGGUAGAGUGCAUCCGGAGGGUGAAGCAUCGGCCUCAGCAGCGCGGCCGGCAAGGACCUCCAGUGGAGGAGCCAGAACACUGCAGUCACAGGACUCCCUGGAGGCACUGCACGUCAAGUGUGGUCAAUACUGCCCCAUACUGUGACUGCAGGACAC